UUUUGAAAACAAAUUGCCCAGCUAGGUCACCCGCACGUCGCUUUGCGCUCACGUUCCUCUGCUUGGAUCACGUUAAUUUCUCCGUGGUCGCGUGUUCAUAGUGCUUGUGCCUCGGUUUGACGACGGACCGCCGCUACCAACGUCCGAGAGACUUCUGCCAGACAUGUACUGCUGAACUGAUAUAAUACCACACACGCAUAACAUACUAUUAUUAUCGAUAACCAUGACGGACGAUGCGAAAAAAACACAAUCAAACGUCUGCUAUAAUAACAAAAAACCCGACCUCAACCAGCAGUCGUCGACUAUCGCCAAGUCAGAUGGCGAUCCGGUGCAAACGGCACUUGGUGACUUCGGUUGGUGGCAGUUUUGGAUAACGUUCGCCCUGUCCCUAUUGAAGUUUCCAAUUGCCUGGCACCAGUUGGCAAUUAUAUUUUUAGCGGCCAAAUCGCCGUUUCGGUGCGAUAUCGGUGACAAGUCAACAACACUGUUCAACGUGACUGAUAGAUGCAAUUCCCUCGACCCGGUUACACACGAUAUGACACCGUGCUAUCAGUUCGUCUACGACAGGUCCGUGUUUCAAGAGACCAUAAUAACCGAGUGGGAUUUGGUGUGCGGCCGAUUCCAACUGUCCAAUAUCGCACAAUCGGUGUUCAUGUUGGGCGUACUUAUUGGCAACGUGUUGUUCGGUAUGUUCUCUGACAAAUAUGGUAGAAAAAUACCAAUGAUGUUCGCUAUUGUUUUAUUACUUGUUGGCGGUGUCGGCACAUCGUUAGCUCCUUGGUAUGAGCUAUUUCUGCCACUUAGAUUUGCGACCGCAUUAGCCAUUGGAGGUCUAAUGAUUAGUAGCUUCGUUUUAACCAUGGAAGUAGUAGGCGGAAAAUGGCGAACUGUGGUUAGCACUUUACAUCACAUCCCAUUUAAUUUGGGUCACAUGAGCAUGGCUCUCAUUUCGUAUUUCAUUAGAAAUUGGAGACAGUUUCAAUUGGCUAUUACACUUCCCUCGUUGUUUUUUUUCACGUACUGGUGGAUAAUACCGGAAAGUCCGCGGUGGCUGUUAGCAGUGGGCAAGGAAAAACAGGCGCGGAAAAUAUUGACCACGGGCGCUUCGCGGAACAACCGAAAGCUGGACAACGAAUUUGAAAAAUCACUAAUAAAUAGCCAGUUGGGAAAGGGUAGUGACGAAAAUAAGGGCAAUCUGUUCGACCUAUUUCGGACGCCCAAUCUGCGAAAGAAGACGCUGGCCGUGUUCUUCAAUUGGACGGUGUGUGGUUUGUGCUUCUACGGUCUAGCGCAGUAUAUGGGCGAAAUCGGCGGCAACAUAUUCAUCAACGUCGCGUCGUCCGGGCUCAUAGAGUUGCCGGGGGCGUUCCUGUGCAUAUACCUAAUGGAGAAGUUCGGUCGGAGGAACACCUUGCUGUCCGCCAACCUGGUGACGGCUCUGGCCUGCAUAUUGAUCACAUUCUUGCCUCAAAAUUCUGAAGUGGAACAUUUCAAGUUCAUAUUGGCGUCGUUGGGCAUAGUUGGAUCAUCGAUAGCUUUUCCAACCAUAUAUCUGUUUAGUGGCGAACUGUUUCCGACCGUGGUGCGCAACGUCGGUGUUGGGUCGGCGUCCAUGUGUGCUAGGAUUGGUUCCAUAAUAGCUCCAUUCGUCUCGUCUCUGGGAGUGUUCAAUGUGUACUUACCGCCGAUGGUUUUCGGCACGGUGCCACUUAUUGGCGCUCUACUGUGUCUGUUGUUGCCGGAAACGAAAGGCGCACAAUUGCCGGUGACUAUUGAAGACGGAGAACGUUUUGGACUUAAAGUAACAAAAUCGUCAUCCAAGACUAUGGAAAACGGAAUACACAAUCCAGAAUUCGUAACCGACGAUCAACAAUUGUAAACAUCAAACAAUUUGAGAAUAUUGUUUUUUAUUAUAUUAUUAUAUUAUAUCAUAUGAAGAUCUACGCUGUUAGCUAUACAUAACCAUUCAUUACAGAUUAAAAUUAUACCACAUGCAAAGAAAAUAAUGUAAAUAUUGAAUAUUGUAUAUCUACCUAACGGUAAAAAAGGGUAUAAAAGUAUUUUAACGACAAAAUUCUUUGUGACUUUUCACAUUUCUUAUGAAUAAAAUAUAAAUUGUAAAAUAAAUAUAUU
Melanaphis sacchari is the source of this 2133-nucleotide messenger RNA. Its product is annotated as organic cation transporter protein-like. The transcript has 9 exons. Gene Ontology annotation, molecular function: transmembrane transporter activity. Gene Ontology annotation, cellular component: membrane. The coding region runs from base 224 to 1879 and encodes 551 amino acids. NCBI's taxonomy places the organism in Eukaryota, Metazoa, Arthropoda, Insecta, Hemiptera, Aphididae. Gene Ontology annotation, biological process: transmembrane transport. The record is from RefSeq and is a predicted model, not a curated record.